UUCAUGUUUUAAGAUGCUCAUGUAGAAGCCCAGCGGCGGUUCCUUUUGUCUUCUGAGAGACCCGCCUUUGGCCUGCGGUCCCCAGGGUUGGAUUGGCGCCGCGGCCUUCCUGCCGCCGCGGGUCGCACCACCCCAGAACCGCGGCUUGGGACUUCGGGACUAAGAGGAUAGAAGGUCCCCGUCUCUUUGGGUCUCGCCCUCCGUGCUCCAGAGCGCCCACCCCGGGACAGUGAGAGAGGCCGGCCGGCUCGAGCCCGGGGCCCGCGGGGCGGAAGUGUGGGGAGGAACGCGUGUCCCCUCCUGGGAGGAGGCUGCACCCCGAGGGGCCAGGGACGAGCGAGGCGAGAUCCCGGUCUGUAGAGGCCGACCCCGUCUCAGUUGCGCAUAGUUGUACUGCACUGGAAAGGCCAGACGGAUAGCUUUAAGAGGUGUUCACCAAAAGAGAAAGAAAAAGAAGAAAGAAACUAAUGGAAGGCAUAAAAUGGAAAGAGAAUCAAGCAGAUUUGAAAUCCACAUUCCUAUUUUUGACAAGGAAAAGUACUCGGUAUGUAAAGAAAAGCCCCAGAAACAUGCCCACGAAAGCUUCCGAGACGCCUCUCUGGCAAAUGACCACCCUCAGAUAACUAAGAAGAAGAGGAAGGAUUUCCAGCCUCUCAUUUCUUCUCCACUGAAAAAAUCAGAAAUCUUGGACAAGAGUGAAAAGGCCACUUCUAUACAUAAAAAGGGGAAAAGUAGUGCUUUGAGGGUAGACAAGGAAACAGGUGUUAUGUAUGUCUUUGUGGAUAAAGAAAAUAUUGAGAACAUGCCGAAGAAUUGUAGGAAAGAUGUGGACGUUGUUUAUGUUGAUGCAGGCAAAGUACGAAAGUCAGCGAAAGGACAUAAAGCAGACAGACUGUACUCCAUUGCCAACUCAAAUAUACAUAAGCCAGAAGAACUGCAUAAUAAAGUUAGGGGGGAAAAGAAUAAAAACCGUCGGAGGAAAGCCAAAUCCUGGGAUGCUAUACAGGAAAGCCAGUGUAAGACCGUCUCUCAGCCCCAGCUGGAGUCACAGGAGCAGCCAUCCUUGCUGUCUAUAGAUAGAGAAGGUGAAAUCACAGAGCUACCAGAGUCUGCUGAUAAAAGCAAGGCUAAGAAAAAAAAGAAGUUGUUCAGUCCCCAGGGGACGUUAGCCAGGCCUGACAGUCCUGAUCACAGGCCUCCUGAAGGAUUGCAGGGAGCCAGCAAAGGCAGUGAUUUACUGGAAAGAGCCAAGGGAUCCAUCAGUAUAAGGAAAAAUUCUAAGAAAAGGAAACGUGUGUCUGUUGAAAGCGCCUUGGCAUCUGAUGAUGACUUUUUGGUACAUGGUAAGAAGUCUAAAAACACACUCUUUCAUUCAGAACAAGACAGUUGUGCCUUCACUGAAGGAAUUGUGAAACCCAGGCCGCAGAAGGAGUGUCGCAAGCAGCCAUCCUUGCUGUCUGUGGGUCGAGAAGGUGAAAUCACAGAGCUACCAGAGUCUGCUGAUAAAAAGAAAGCUAAGAAAAAAAAGAAGAAAUUGUCGAGUCCCCAGGAACUGGGGGCCUUGGCUAGACCUGCGAAUCCUGGUCACGUGCUCCCUGAAGGGUCACAGGGCGUCAGCAAGGUUGGGGCCAGAGAAGGCAGUGAUUUACUGAAAAGGGCUGAGAGAUCCAUCAGUGUAAAGAAAAAUUCUAAGAAAAGGAAGCGCGUGUCUGCUGAAAGCACCGUGGCCUCUGGUGAUGACUUUUUGGUACAUGGUGAGGAGUCUGAGAACACACACUUUCAUUCAGAACAAGACAGUUGUGCCUUCACUGAAGGAAUUGUGAAACCCAGGCCCCAGAAGGAGUGUCGAAAGCAGCCAUCCUUGCUGUCUGUGGGUCAAGAAGGUGAAAUCACAGAGCUACCAGAGUCUGCUGAUAAAAAGAAAGCUAAGAAAAAAAAGAAGAAAUUGUCGAGUCCCCAGGAACUGGAGGCCUUGGCUAGACCUGCGAGUCCUGGUUACGUGCUCCCUGAUGGGUCACAGGGCGUUAGCGAGGUUGGGGCCAGAGAAGGCAGUGACAUGUUUAGAAAGGUCAAGGUAAAGAACCGCUCUAAGAAGAGGAAGCGUGUGUCUCUCCAGAGCGCCUUAGAGUGUUGUGAGGACUUUUCAGUGCAUGGUGAGAGCUCUGAGAACAUGCUCUUCGGCUCAGCAGUAGGCAGUUGUGCCUUGAUGGAAGAAAAUGUGAAGGAGAAAAACCAGAAGGAGCAAAGUCAGGCAUCUUCCAGAGAGAAGCACAUGGCGGAGGCAUGGAGGUCAGAACCUUCAAAUGAAGAAGAAAGCAAUCUGGAAUUGACUGGCGAGUCGGUAAGAUUGGAAUCUGAAGAUUGGAGAGAAUCCGACCAUUCAGAUGUGGAUCUGCAUUCUGCUGUGAAGCAGCUCCAGGAGUUCAUUCCUGACAUAAAGGAAAGGGCGGCCACUACAAUUAAGAGAAUGUACCGUGAUGACCUGGAGCGGUUUAAAGAAUUUAAAGAACAAGGUAUCACUAUUCGAUUUGGCAAGUUUUCUGCCAAGGAAAAUAAGCAGAUAGAGGAAAACGUGCAAGAAUUCCUCUCCCUAACGGGAAUUGAGAACGCAGACAAGCUGCUGUACACAGACAGAUACCCAGAAGAAAAGGCCGCCAUCACGGAUUUGAAAAGGAAGCACGCGUUCAGGCUGCACAUUGGGAAGGGCAUUGCGCGGCCCUGGAAACUCGUGUACUAUCGAGCAAAGAAGAUCUUCGAUGUCAACAAUUACAAAGGGAGAUACAGUGAAAGGGACACUGAGAAGCUGAAGGCAUGCCAGUCCCUCCACGGGAAUGACUGGAAAAAGAUUGGGGCAAUCGUGGCCCGGAGCAGCCUCUCAGUUGCCCUAAAGUUCUCCCAGAUCCGUAACAAAAGAAAUCAUGGUGUUUGGAGUAAGGAAGAGACCCAGAAACUCAUCAAGGCUGUCGAAGAAGUGAUUCUGAAGAAAAUGUCUCCGCAGGAGUUAAAUGAAAUGGAUUCCGAACUCCAAGAAAAUCCUGCCAGUCGCCUGUCAAUUGUUCGGGAAAAGCUCUACAAGGGCAUAUCGUGGGUAGAAGUGGAAGCCAAGGUGGAGACCAGAAAUUGGAUGCAGUGCAAAAGUAAGUGGACAGAAAUUCUAACCAAGAGGAUGACUAAUGGUGGCUUUGUGUACCGUGGCAUCCAUGCUCUGCAGGCCAAAAUCAACCUGAUUGAAAGGUUGUAUGAAAUAAAUGUGGAAGAUGCUAAUGAAGUAGAUUGGGAAGAUCUUGCUAGUGCCAUAGGUGAUGUACCUCCGUCUUAUGUUCAAACUAAAUUUUAUAAGCUGAAAGCUGCCUGCGUUCCCUUUUGGCAGAAAAAGACUUUCCCAGAGAUCAUCGACUACCUUUAUGAGACUAGUUUACCUUUGCUUAAAGAAAAGUUACAAAAGAAGAUGAGGAAAAAUGGCACCAAAAUCCAAACUCCUGCAGCACCCAAGCAAGUUUUCCUGUUCAGAGACAUCUUUUAUUGUGAAGACAACAGUGAGGGAGAAGAUGUGGAAGAACAGAGUUAAGCAAAGGUUACUAUUUCCAGUGCUUUCAAUUGGGCCAUAUUUAUAGACAUGUGUCAGUGUGUGAGUCAGCUUGCCAUCACCAUAACAAAAUACCUGAGACCAUAACAUCUUACAAAGAGAAAUGGUUUAUACCAGCCCAUGGUGUAGGAGGGUUCCUGUCUGUGAUGGAUUGGCUCCUUUGCUUUGGGCCUGUUCCAAGACAGUGUGUGCUGGAUCAGAUGGCAGAGAAAAACCACUCAGCUUAUGGCCAGGAAAUGAGAGAAUGGAUCCCUCAACGGAUCCAUGCUCUCUCGUACCUGUCGUGGGGUGCCCCUCGACUUCCUAAGUUGUAUUCUCAUGCUCAGGGGCUGGGACUGUUCACCCAAGCUGUCGUCUCAGAGCUUGUCACUGGAUCUGCCUGGUGUUUAGCCGAAAACCAGAUAAAGCCAGCAGUCUCUUCCCUGCGUGAGAAACACUGGCUCCAUCCAGCUUAGUGGAAGAGGUUGUGCAUGGCCCAGGCACACCUCCUGUUGGGAGCCAAGGAUAAUUUGAACCAUGCUCACUGUCAUCAGAGCAAAAGCACGGGAGAGAUUUCAAACACAGGAACUUAGUAUAGGACAUAGGAGUACAGGCACAAAAGUUGCAGAUGGGAUGAAGGAGCCUGCAGGGGAAUGUCGGAUCACCCAGUGGUGGGGAGCUGCCCCUGGGGCCCCGCAUGGCUGCACCAGUCCCCGUGUGCCUCUCGCUGCUCCGCAAAUGCCAGCCUGUCUCCUGCUGCUGUCCUUGCUGUACCCUGCACAUCUGUGUCCCUUCACUGCCACUGCCAGCACAGGAACCUGUGUCCCCAAGAGCCCAACGGCUUCUGCCUCCUCCUCUGUUCCAGCCCCCAGGACCUCGCACGCACCACCCCUGGCAGAAUCCCGCUGCAAGGAACUGUGGGAAAUAAGGUCUCAGGCUCCUGGGCUGCGUGCACUGGGGAGAGCACAGGAACAUCCCAGACAGUGACAUCACCCUCAUCAGUACCAAGAUGCAACUCCACUGUCACCUGGCUGCCCUCCGAUGGCAUUUACGCAGCACUGCUGUGAUGUUAGGAAAUUCAGGUACAGAGCUAAGCAUGAACCAGAUCUGCCACACAAGGGCGAAUACGAAUGCAUAUGGGAGUCUUGCUCCACUCUUCCCCAGUGCCUCUCACAGUGUUACGCAGACGAUAGACAUUCAGUAAAUACUGGCUUCUUGAUAAGUGUGUCUCCUGUAGAGAGCACCUUCUGUCCCUCAGAUGGCCCCGUCUCGGUGCUGAUGGAACUGUAAUGUAUAUUCCCUUUGGAAUAGGAUAAGAUACAUCAGAGCCUGGAGAAUGUACAUAUUGUAUGACUAUUAUAAAGGAAUAAUAAAGUUAAUGUAUAAAUGGGAUGUUUAUAAUACAGAAAAAAGUAAGUGUCCUUUCAUAGGAAAUGUGUUAAUGGUAUUUUGGAAUAUUAUGCAGUGAUUAAAAAUGGUGGUAGAUUUGAUUGACGUGUGAAGGUUAAUAGUGAUUGUCAAGCUAAUUGAAUUAAGAGAUAACUAGGCUGAUAUGUGAGAGCUGCACUCUUGUCAGUCAACUCAUUGAUAAGUUCUUAGCUGAAUGGACUACUAGGAGGUGGAGCAUAUUUGGAGGAAGCAGGUCACUGAGGGGAUGACUUUGAAGGGUAUAACUUUUCUCAGGCUCUUGUGCUGCUUCCUGGCGUCCAUGCCAUCAGCAGCUUUCCUCCACCAGGCCCGUCCACCACGAUGCUUCUGCCUCACCACAGGCCUACAGCAGUGGAGCCAGGUGACCAUGGACUGACACCUGAGACCGUGAGCCAACCCUGCUCCUCCAAGCUGUCUCUCAGGUGUUCAGUUACACCAGUGAAGAGCCGGCUAACGUGAGGAGAUAAUAUUUCAACUGAAGUAUUUCAAAAUAUAUAUUUUCUAAGUUUUGUAAAAGAAUAAAGGAAAUUUAUUACAGAAGCAUUAAAAUGUAUUAAAUAAACCCAAAAUGCCUGCAGUGCUUCUUUCUCCACAUUCAUAAGCUAGCACUCUUCCGGGUUUUUUGUUUUUGUUUGUUUGAGACAGUCUUGCUAUGUAGUCCAGGCUCAACUUGCACUCACUGUGUAGCCCAGGCCGGUCCCGAACUUGCAGUGAUCCUCCUGCCUCAGCUUCCCAAGUCCUGAGCCUAUAGACAUAUGCCUCUACACCCUGCACAAGCCAGCACACUUGAUUGUAGCUUCCAGAAAGGUGGAUGCCAAUGGCCCCAGGGAAUCUGAACUCUCAGAACUAAAAGGCUGCCAGGUGUGGUGGCGCACACCUGUAAUCCUGGCACUC
Molecule: messenger RNA, 5887 nt
Organism: Chinchilla lanigera (long-tailed chinchilla)
Lineage: Eukaryota; Metazoa; Chordata; Mammalia; Rodentia; Chinchillidae
Gene: Ttf1
Product: transcription termination factor, RNA polymerase I
Exons: 12
Coding region: 482-3568 (1028 amino acids)
Source: RefSeq, a predicted model, not a curated record